Messenger RNA from Plasmopara halstedii, 210 nucleotides. RefSeq lists its product as uncharacterized. The coding region runs from base 1 to 210 and encodes 69 amino acids. The record is from RefSeq and is a predicted model, not a curated record. The transcript has 3 exons. NCBI's taxonomy places the organism in Eukaryota, Oomycota, Peronosporomycetes, Peronosporales, Peronosporaceae.
AUGGGAACGCUAUGUAGGCAAUACCGUGUGGCGUGCCCACCAGUGGAGCAGCAAAGCUUUUUGGGAAUUGCACGACGGAUAUUACGUCAAGUUGGUAUUGCAGAACUGAAAGAGGAACUUAGCGACUCACCUGACUGGAUUACCAAUAGAAGCGUCCAGACUAUCUUUCGUGUAGAUCACGUAGCGGGAAUGGCGAAAGAGAGCCCUUAA